Annulohypoxylon maeteangense is the source of this 1544-nucleotide messenger RNA. RefSeq lists its product as uncharacterized. The transcript is spliced from 2 exons. Gene Ontology annotation, cellular component: cytoplasm. The record is from RefSeq and is a predicted model, not a curated record. Gene Ontology annotation, biological process: ribosome disassembly; RNA surveillance; nuclear-transcribed mRNA catabolic process, non-stop decay. NCBI's taxonomy places the organism in Eukaryota, Fungi, Ascomycota, Sordariomycetes, Xylariales, Hypoxylaceae. The coding region runs from base 177 to 1385 and encodes 402 amino acids.
UUUUAGGCCAUCUACAGCGUACCUCAUAAUCGUAGACCUCAAUAUUAUUUCGAAAGGGUAAUUACGCACUACGAAUAUAUUGCUAAACCACGUCGCAUCUAAUAUUCUAUUGUUCCCAAGUUACGGCCUGGUCGAUUUUAUCUCGUUUCGCGACACAUUAUCUAACCUCUUUCAACAUGCAGCUGAUCGGGUCGAAAGCGUCCCAGCGCCUCGACGAGAUAGGCGAAGGCAACGUAACUUUACUCCCCAUUGAGCCAGAAGAUAUGUGGCACGCAAAUAAUCUAAUAAGCCCCGAAGAUGUCGUCAAGGCCCACGCGAUCCGAAAAGUUACGACCGAGACCAAGACCGGCAGCACCAUGUCAGAGAGGGUACACACCGAUCUUACCAUCCGUGUCACUUCCACCUUCUUCGAUCCAGGCUCCUCGCAACUACAUGUAUCAGGCACCGUCAUUGUCGAGAAUAGCUUUGUCAGCCUCGGACAAUACCAUACCCUCGACCUCGAGCUUAACCGGUCAUUCACCCUAUGGAAGAAAUAUGGAUGGGACUCGGUGGCAAGAGAGACACUUUCGGAUGCCCUAAAACAGGACAAAGAGGGUGCGGUAGCUGCUGUCGUCAUGCAGGAAGGCAUCGCAAAUAUCUGCCUGAUUACCGAAUACCGUACCAUACUUAAACAAAGAGUGGAGAGCGCGAUACCUAAGAAACGGUCGAGUAGCUCCGAACAAGAUUCGGGUAUGAAGCGCUUCUUCGAGAAGACUUUGGGCACCUUGGUUCGCAGCAUAGAUUUCUCGAUACCCCGACCAUUGCUGUUGGCCAGCCCGGGGUUUGUCGCUGGCGAUUUCAAGAAGUAUAUAUCAGACGAGGGUGCCAGGAGAACCGACAAGGCAAUGAUGGCUAUAGCUAAGGGGGCGACGGUGGUUCAUUCAAGCUCCGGGCACCUGCAUAGUCUAAACGAGAUCCUCAAGAGCAACGAAGUCACCGCAACGAUGAAGGAUAUGAAAUUCUCUAAGGAGACGAGGUUCAUGGACGAAUUCUUCGACAAAUUGCGGAAAGACGACGGUCGCGCUUGGUACGGCACGGCACCUGUGGAGAAGGCAAUUAGAGAGGGGGCCGUCGGUAGAGGAGGGGGUAUCUUGUUGAUUAAUAACUCUCUCUUCCGAAGCCAGGACAUUGGGACGAGGAAAAGAUACGUCGCCAUGGUUGAUAAGGUCAAAGAGGAUGGAGGAGAGGCGCGAAUACUGAGCAGUGAUCACGAAAGCGGACAACGACUAGAUGCUUUGGGUGGAAUAGCCGCUAUACUCACAUACCCUAUGCUGGAUCUAGACGAGGAUGGGGAUGAGGCUGGCGCCGAUGGGCAGGCUGAAGUUCAGGAGAAUAUGGUAAUAUAAAGUUCGAUCUGGAUGCAUCCCGAAUCAAUUCGUCCACCUUUAAACUUGAUCAAUGUGAAUUUGCACCCGCCCUAUAAUUUAUUAGACGAGGUAACCUAUACCUACCUCCCCAGGUAUGUACCUACAUACUUACGUAGUUCAAAAGGAUAUUGGUUGAAG